GUUUGACUUUCACCUCGUGACGCUCCAAUCUUGUCAGUGCGAGGUGUGCCCAUCGUUCGUCCACUCAUUUUCACCCACUUUCUUCCCAUCAAAGCCAGAAACGCGAAAUAGGCGAAAUGUGUUGUACAGGAAAAUGUGCCCGACUGGUGGGCCUGAUCCUGCUGCCUUCGGCCUUUGUCUGCAUGAUAGCCAACCUGCUGCUCUUUUUCCCCGAUGGAAAGAGCCUGGACAAUGAUCAGAUCUCUCUGCAGGUGUGGCUGAUGGGGGGGCUCAUCGGAGGAGGCCUCUUUAUGCUGUGCCCGAGCUGCUCCGCUAUCAGGGCCGGGGGCAAGGGUUGCUGCGGAAAUGGUUGCUGCGGCAACCGUUGCCGGAUGUUGAACUCUGUGUUCUCAUCGGUUUUCGGCUUGGUUGGAGCCGUCUACUGCAGCAGCGUGGCCUCGGCCGGGCUGGCCAUCGGACCCAAGUGUCGGGUGGCUGGAGACGUUUGGACAUACCCCUUUGAGGAUCUCGGGACUGGCAGUGAGAGCUACCUGGUGAACCAGACCAUAUGGAACAUAUGCCAGUACCCCAAGAAUGCGGUGAUGUGGCACGUGGUCCUCUUCUCCAUCCUGCUGUCCGUGGGCGUGCUGCAGCUGGUGCUGUGCGGCAUCCAGGUGGUCAAUGGCUGCCUAGGCUGCAUCUGCGGGGACUGCCGGGACAGGAAGGAGGAUGAAAGUGGAUUGUGAAAGCAUGUGUAGAUGAUGUCUCUAGUCCUUUUCCUCAAGGCUUUUCUCUUCUAUCAAUUCAGAUCUUUUUGUACCUAUGGUACAAUCGCUAAAAGUAGGUAACAUAUUUGGUAACUGCG
This is a messenger RNA of Doryrhamphus excisus (bluestripe pipefish), 844 nucleotides long. RefSeq names its product transmembrane 4 L six family member 5 (gene tm4sf5). Gene Ontology annotation, cellular component: membrane. NCBI's taxonomy places the organism in Eukaryota, Metazoa, Chordata, Actinopteri, Syngnathiformes, Syngnathidae. The record is from RefSeq and is a predicted model, not a curated record.